Solea senegalensis (Senegalese sole) is the source of this 3017-nucleotide messenger RNA. RefSeq names its product growth/differentiation factor 6-A-like. Lineage: Eukaryota; Metazoa; Chordata; Actinopteri; Pleuronectiformes; Soleidae. Gene Ontology annotation, biological process: SMAD protein signal transduction; BMP signaling pathway. Gene Ontology annotation, cellular component: extracellular region. The record is from RefSeq and is a predicted model, not a curated record. Gene Ontology annotation, molecular function: cytokine activity; growth factor activity. The coding region runs from base 309 to 1634 and encodes 441 amino acids. The transcript is spliced from 3 exons.
GGUGGGUAUAGACAGUUCAUUGGCUCUCGUGCGCGUCUGUGUGCAGGUCUGACAUGGGAUUGUUUGGGGAGCCGCGCACUGAGCGACCAUGUGGGCGUGUUUCUCUCGGCCCAACACUCUUCGCUCUUGUGUGGAGUCCAGAGCGCAAAACGCACUUCUUCUAGUGUGACCAGAGAGCGCAAAAGUAGCAGCUCUCCGACCCUGACGCGCAGCACCAUCUCCGGCUCCAGCGGCUCCCCAGAAUCAAAUUUCACCGAGCGGGGGCAUAAGAAAGAUAAGAGUUUCUUAACUUCUCUACUCUUCCAGCCAUGGACGCGUCUCGAGUAGUAACGCUAUAUCUGGGCCUUCUGCUUGUUUUCCUUGGGAAUAUACCGUGUUUCCAGUCUGCUGCUAUCAUCUCUCCGUCUGCACCGAGGAGGAACAGGGGAGCGAGGAUCCCUCAUCAGGACGGACAGAGGUCAUCCAAAUUCUUAAAGGACAUAUUUGCGUCUGCUCAUCCUAUCAUGGGCCACCACAAAGAAGACCCAAAGGACGCUAUUGUGCCGCAUGAAUACAUGCUCUCUAUAUACAGGACAUACUCGGCUGCAGAAAAGCUCGGACUAAACGCAAGCUUUUUCCGCUCCUCUAAAUCUGCCAACACCAUCACCAGUUUUGUGGACAGAGGAACAGACGAUCUUUUGCACUCUCCACUGCGAAGACAAAAGUAUCUGUUUGAUGUCUCAACCCUUUCAGACCAAGAGGAGCUGGUCGGGGCGGAAUUAAGGAUAUUCAGGAGAGCGCCCGGGGAUUUGCAGGCUUCUCUACAGACCACGGGCCUCUACGACAUCCAUGUCCACUCGUGCCGCUCGGACAGGCUACUGGACUCCAGGUCUCUGGACCCGCUGGACUCCACUAAGACAGGCUGGGAGGUUUUGGACGUGUGGGACAUGUUUAAAGCACAACAGCAUCCCUUUCACCACCCUCACCAUCAUCGCUACCAGCAGGGGAAGCAGCUCUGCUUCCAGCUCAGGGCCACUCUUGGCAAAUCGGACACCGAGGUGGAUCUGAGGCAGCUGGGGUUGGACAGGGGUGGCCGGUCCCAGCAGGAGAAGGCCAUCCUGGUGGUUUACACUCGCUCCAAGAAGAGGGAGAACCUGUUCAACGAGAUGAAGGAGAAGAUCAAGUCGCGGAGGUCGGUGAGCGAGAAGAAGGAGGAGGCGGCGAAGGCCGCAGAGGAGGAGGGGGUUCCGCUGAGGCGGGUCAAGGGCGACGGACCUCGGCGUCGUCGCAGGACGGCGCUGAGCAACCGACACGGGAAGAGGCACGGGAAGAAAUCGAAAUCCAGAUGCAGCAAAAAGGCGCUGCAUGUGAAUUUCAAAGAGCUGGGCUGGGACGACUGGAUCAUCGCGCCGCUGGAUUACGAGGCGUACCACUGCGAGGGGGUGUGCGACUUCCCCCUCAGGUCGCACCUCGAGCCGACCAACCACGCCAUCAUACAGACGCUCAUGAACUCCAUGGACCCCAACAGUACCCCGCCUAGCUGCUGCGUCCCCACCAAACUCAGCCCCAUCAGCAUCCUCUACAUAGACUCGGGCAAUAACGUGGUAUACAAACAGUACGAGGACAUGGUGGUGGAGCAGUGUGGGUGCAGGUAGCGGCCAUUAUUUAAAAAAAAAAAAACAAAACACUUUCAAAGACAGAAACAAAUCAAAAAAGUGUGUCUUGAUGGGUCCCAGGUUGAACAUAAGUCCUUAAAGGUCUGAAAUGCUUUUACGCAUGACGCGCCUUUGGAAAGGGAUGGCACGAGAGGCGAAUAUCUGCUAUUUAUUACAGUCACAUUAAUUUACACACUCUGCCUUUAAAGUGUUAACGUACAGAAUACACUCCCAUCCGUUGUCACUCAUCAAACAGACCUUUGUUUCCCAUCGUGAGACUCGUCCUUGUGGAUAACAGAGAUUGGGGAAAAUGGUGUGUGAUCUGACUGAAGGCGAGCGAAAUGCACGAGCAGGGAACCCCACUGAGUCAGAGUGUGCACCUGUUCGUGGCGAGGCCGCAGGACAGUGGGCUCUGUCCGCCUGGCAGAGCUUUUAGUCGCAGCUCUGCCGUGUGAUCCUGCGCCUGUCAGGCCGGAUUCUUCAGGGCCCGAGCAAGUGCCUGUUCUCCAAAUAUAUAAGCAAACAAGUUAAUAAAUAUUUUUUAAAAGUUAAGUAAUAUAAACUUAACGCGGGUGAAUGUCUAAUCUAUCACACACACACACACACACACACAGACACUGGGUUGACUUGUUUUGGCCUAAACCCGUUCAGAGGCGCAGAGCUGCGUCGUACUCCUUUGCGGCCAGAGAAGGACACAGAACCAGAUUCGUGCCUGCGUGUUGCUGAAGAAGUAAAGAGUGAAUGGAUGAAAGGAAAGAAGGAAGGAAGGAAGAAAGAGAAACGUCUGCAUCUUUACGAAAUGCACUUCCACAACUGACUGCGUCAAGGACACGCUGUCAGCGAGAGAGUUUGUUUGUCCUCUGAUGAAGAAACUAUUCAGAAAGAACGACAGACAGACUAACAAGCGAGACGAUAUUUAAAUGCACAUUAGCUUUGAAUGCACUGCUGUUCAUUAUUAUUUUUUUUCUUUUGAGCUGUAAAUAUUUGUACAGUGGAAAACUUUACAACGUGCAACGAAUGAAGAAAUGAGGAAAACGGCAUUUCUUUGUAAAUAUACAAAAUGCACUCAAAUCGGUAUAAUUUUUAUUCUAUAAUUAUUUUAUUAUUUGUGAUGUACAGAGUUCCGUGAUAAUCAUAUAUUUCUUACAUUGACAAGAGUAAUUUAAGGUGUAUUCGUUUUCUUUUAGUUGUUUGUUUUGCAGAGGGUGAAAAAUACCAUUAUUAAUGUCUACCUCAUAAAUGCAUAUAGGAUCUGAGUUUUGAGGUGCAUUCAGUUAGAGUGUUAAGAGCUUUUACAAUGAUAUAUAAGAUCAUUUAUAUACUUAUAUUACUGGAUACUACUCCACACCAUUACUGUACAAAUAAAAUUCGAAACAAAGUCAA